Brassica oleracea var. oleracea is the source of this 1773-nucleotide messenger RNA. RefSeq lists its product as uncharacterized. The transcript is spliced from 12 exons. Gene Ontology annotation, molecular function: protein binding. The record is from RefSeq and is a predicted model, not a curated record. Bases 53 to 1570 code for a protein of 505 amino acids. Lineage: Eukaryota; Viridiplantae; Streptophyta; Magnoliopsida; Brassicales; Brassicaceae.
GUCUGUUAAGAACGAACACAGAGAACAGAGUUGCCGCCUAGAAGACAACAACAUGAGACCAGAGCUUCCUGGAUUCUAUUUCGACGAGGAAAAGAAGAAAUAUUUCGCCAUUAAAGGUCCAAUCCCAGGCUCAAAACCUUCUUCUUCUUCGUCUUCUUCAAGAACGAAACAAAAGCCAGACCCAAAGCCUCUCAAGGAACCUAAUUAUCAAAAGAGAAACAAACUAAAAGCACUGAAGCUACUUUGUUCCCGAGAGCUAAGUGGAAGUGUUGUUCUUGUCAACAAGAAGAAGUCUAACUUCAAGGAGGAGAUUGAAAAGACACAAGCCUCUAAUCCUCUGGUGUGGAGAUAUGAUUCCACUGAAAACAUAGGUGAUGCUGCUCUGAAAGAGUUUCAGGUUGAUAUACAAACAUCUCAAGGCCUGACCACAAAGAACAUCCUAGUAGCUGGCAGUACUGGAGGCUGCUUGAGCAUACUGAGAGUUUCCAAAGCUGGACAAGUACCACCCUUUGAUGAGUCUGAAACUCAAGCUUUAUAUGGUGGAACCGAGUGUGAUCCAGUUUCUGUUCUUCCUUACAAAGAAAACAAAAGGGAAGCACCUAGGCUUAUAUGGAGACCAGCACGCUCUCAUCUACAUGCCCGUUCCAGCAUAUCUUCUAUUCAGUUAAUCGGAAGCUAUAAUCCAUCUGAGAACUCCCACCACGUCAAGCGAGCAUUGAUCACUACACUUGGAUCAUCUGGUCGAGGGUCGGUUUUCAUCUUAAGCCUUGCCGAGGAGCCUUACAUUGUCACUCCGAGAAGCCUCCGAGGGAAUGUUUCUUCCGAGUGUACUAUUUGGACAUCUGAUUGCAGUGUGAGUGGGACUCUUGCAGCUAUUGGCACCAACCUAGGGGGCGCUUUGGUUGAUUUGGAGACAGGAGCUGGUUCUUACUUUCUCAGAAGCGAAAGCGAUGUUUUGGCGCUGCAGUUUCAUCAAUCGAAGGGGAACAUUGUUCAAUGCGGGCUCAGGAAUGGAGCUAUUGUGUCGGUUGAUGUGCGUGAGAGACCAAGCAGGCUCACUAGACACCAAAUACGGUCUCAAUCAACGAGUGGGACCAGUCAAGCUACUAGUAUAAAAAAAGAAUGGUUUAAGCUCAGAGGAAACAUUAAUCCAUCUCAUGUGUUAUAUAUGCCUUCAUCUCUUACAUGCAUGAAGACACUGAAAACUUAUGAUCAGUACUUAAUGGCAAGCUCAAUGGAUGGAACGAUAAAGCUAUAUGAUCAACGCAUGGUUAAGAGAGGGGUGGCUGUACAGACAUAUGAAGGACAUGUAAAUUCUCAUACUCGCAUUGAGUUUGGCAUCGACCCAUCAGAGAGAUUCCUCAUGUCAGGAGGAGAGGACUGCUACACUCGCAUUUGGAGUAUAAAGUCUGGUCAACUUCUGUCUGAAAAUAAAUUCUCCAACAGUGUACCUUCAGUUGUGUGUUGGUCUGCUGCUGAAGUUGGAUUUUCAGGGCAAAGUGAGUGGAAAGAUAGCAUUGUUCAUGGGGCAUGGCUUGGAUCGCGUGAAGCAAUAUUCAACAUGUUUUAAGAUAUACUCCACAGUUUAGCAAUAAGUUUUUUAGGCGAUGGAAGCUGUUGUGGGGAGAUUCAUCACUUCAUGUCCAAUAGAUUGCAGCGGAACCAUGAUCUUGAGGAUAGAAAGUUCUUUGUUCUUUAGCUUUGUAACAGUAGUAGGAUCAGAUGCUUUGUAAUUGUAAAGAAGUCAAAAUGCUUCUACGUUAUUUUGGGGGG